Syzygium oleosum is the source of this 1557-nucleotide messenger RNA. Its product is annotated as 30S ribosomal protein S9, mitochondrial. Gene Ontology annotation, biological process: translation. The record is from RefSeq and is a predicted model, not a curated record. Lineage: Eukaryota; Viridiplantae; Streptophyta; Magnoliopsida; Myrtales; Myrtaceae. The coding region runs from base 68 to 1243 and encodes 391 amino acids. Gene Ontology annotation, molecular function: structural constituent of ribosome; RNA binding. The transcript has 4 exons. Gene Ontology annotation, cellular component: cytosolic small ribosomal subunit; ribosome.
ACCCUACUCUCAGUUACGCGCACUCUCUCCCCGACGGUGCUCCCUCGCUCUGCAACUUCCUCCGAAAAUGCUCGCUCGCUUACUCACCAGACCAUCCAACCUCCCUCCUCUGCUCUCCAUAGCCGCCGCCGCCGCCGCCGCAAGGCUCCGCUCCAAUCCCCCUCCUCCGCCGAGCAGCCGCCGCCCCCACCUGGCCUCCCUCCUCCUCCUCCGGCGCUUCUCCACCGAUCGCGACGGCGGCAAUGGCGGCGACUCCCGAGAUCCCCCGCCCUCCGAUCCCUGGAAGCUCUCCGGCGACGGCGACGGCGACGCGAAGUUCGACCGCCUCUUCUCGGAGGACUCCGGGAAGCUCGCGGGAUUCUCCGGCGGCGGGGAGGAUUCGUGGCUGAAGGAGGGGGAAGCGGGAGAGAAGAGCGUCGGAGAAGACGACGGAUGGCUCACGGCCGAGGGGUAUAGGGCGUGGAGUUUGGUGGAGGAAGGGAAGGACGACGGCUUGUUUGAUAUUGGGGAAGGUGCACAGGCUUUCGGCGAUGACGUGGGUCGGGGAGCUGACGCUGUGAAGAGUGAUAAGAUCGAGGAGGAGAAGAGGCUCGAGAGAGAAGAACAAGAACUCACUACAGUACUCAAAGGUCCAAAUCGUGCAUUUGGCGACCUUAUUGCAGCAUCUGGAAUCACAGAUGCCAUGCUGGACAGUCUGAUUGCUCUCAAGGAUUUCGAAGGAAUUGAAGGCUUGCCACCUUUGAGGGAAAUCGAAGACAUGCGUUAUGAGAAGAACACGAGAAAAUCCACAAGAGCAGAAAUAGAGCGCUUGAAGCAGGAGGAAGUCGCCAAGGCAAGAGUGAGACAAGUAGACGACAAGGAAAGGGCUUAUGGAACAGGAAGAAGGAAGUGCAGCAUAGCACGCGUCUGGGUUCAACCUGGUGAUGGCAAAUUCACGGUGAAUGAAAAAGAAGUCGAUGUCUAUUUCCCAAUGCUUGACCAUCGUGCUGCUCUACUUCGACCUUUCUCUGAGACAAAGACUUUGGGCCUCUGGGACGUCAACUGUACCGUGAAAGGAGGUGGUGUCUCGGGUCAAGUUGGAGCGAUUCGAUUGGGCAUCAGCAGGGCCUUGCAAAACUGGGAGCCUGGUUUACGUCCUGCUCUUAGAUCCGCUGGUUUCUUGACGAGGGAUCCGCGUGUGGUGGAAAGGAAAAAACCGGGCAAAGCAAAAGCAAGGAAGAGCUUCCAGUGGGUCAAGCGGUGACCAGAAACCACCCUGUUUUCUCUGCACACCACUGGCUUCAAGCACAACUUACAGUUUCGCGGCUGCAUAAUAACAUGUUAGAGAUUAAAUGUAUGCUAGGAAUUUUUUGUAUGUAGCGCGUAUACGCCAUACAAGCUUGGCUACUGGCACUAGAGCGAUGCAGAUUGUUAAUUUACCAGGAAGCUCUAGUGUCAUUCUGGGAAAGCUUGUAUCUGCUUGCUUGGGCUGUUUUCUGUAGCAACCGUUGCAUUGCAUGAAGAACACUGAGAAUCGAUGAUGAAUUCACGGAUCGACCAUUCGAUUUUUGUGCUUCA